GAUCACCAAUCAAAAAUUCAAAAUCGUUCAAACGGCCGGCUCAGUCCCGUUCAAUUCACUGUUAUCAGACUUCAGUACUCUUCGAUCACUCAUCGUUGAUUCAAUACCUAUCGUUUAACCGAAUCCACGACGGUUAUUCACGGUGAGGAUUAUGUUUUCAAAUUGCAUAUGGUAGAUGAAUCAUCCUUGAAUUGAGAAAUCAAAGAAGGAGAGGAAGAUGAGCGGGGCUCGAUUGUGUGCAUUAUUGGGUGAAUUGGGGUAUCAAGGGGCUGAGGCAUUGGAUCCGGACAGUUUUGAGUGGCCUUUCCAGUACGACGACGCGCGCCCCAUUCUCGAGUGGAUCUGCUCCAGCCUUCGUCCCUCAAAUAUACUCUCUCUCUCCGAGCUCUCCCAGUGCGAGCAAUUUCUUCAGGAAGGGAAGUUAUUGGAGGGAGAAGAUCUGGACUUUGCUUAUGAUAGCAUUUCAGCCUUCUCUACCAGGAGAGACAAUCAAGAGGCAGUUUUUGGAGCUGAAGAAGGUAUAAAAGAUAUAAGAGAUGCUACGCUGGCAUAUAAAGCUGAAGCUUUAGAGCUGCAGAGACAGCUCGGGCAUUUGCAGUCAAAAUUUGACAUGCUCACAGACCAGGCUUCAGCUUUAAUACAAGGGAGAAGGGCUCGAGUUGCCGCAACAUCCACAGUCAAUGGACACCUCACAACUAUUGAUGAUAGCAUUUCAGCAAGAAAUCUGCAGAUGAAUGAAGUUCUUGGAAGGAUUGGUUCUACAGCACAGGCAUUGGCCUAUUAUCAUUCUGGUGAUGAGGAGGGCAUCCACUUGGCUUACUCUGACUUCCAUUCGUACUUACUUGGGGAUUCAUCUUGUAUAACAGAACUUAACCAGUGGUUUACUAAGCAAUUGGACACGGGUCCUUUCCGCUUAGUUGCUGAGGAGGGCAAGUCUAAAUGUUCAUGGGUGAGUCUUGAUGACACUUCAAAUAUUAUUGUACAAGCAGAUUUAGAGACGUCUCAUCAGCAACGUGUAUCAGAGUUGCAACGGUUACGCUCUAUAUUUGGGACAAGUGAAAGGCAGUGGGUUGAAGCCCAGGUUGAGAAUGCUAAGCAGCAAGCUAUUCUCAUGGCCCUUAAAUCGCAGAUAACAUCAGAUGAGGCACACAUUCAUCUUGAUCUUCAUUCCCUUAGGAGAAAGCAUUCAGAAUUGGUUGGAGAGCUUGCAAAUCUUUAUCACAAAGAGGAGAAGUUGUUAUCUGAGACCAUUCCAGAUCUUUGUUGGGAGUUGGCUCAACUUCAAGACACAUAUAUUUUGCAAGGUGAUUAUGAUCUAAAGGUCAUGCGUCAGGAACAGUAUGUAAAUCGACAAAAAGCGUUCAUAAACCAUCUAAUCACUCAUCUUGUAAGGCAUCAGCUCUUAAAAAUAGCUUGUCAGCUGGAAAAGAAGAACAUGCUUGGAGCAUAUUCAUUGCUUAAAGUUAUUGAGUCAGAGCUUCAAGGGUACCUGACAGCAACCCGAGGCCGAGUGGGGCGUUGUUUGGCACUGAUUCAAGCUGCAUCAGAUGUCCAAGAACAAGGAGCAGUCGAUGACCGGGAUACAUUUCUACAUGGUGUUAGAGACCUUUUGAGUAUCCAUUCAAAUUCUCAAGCUGGGUUAUCGACAUAUGUAUCUGCUCCUGGCAUUGUUCAGCAGAUUUCUGCUCUUCAUUCAGAUUUGGUGACUCUUCAGUCUGAUCUUGAAAAUUCGCUUCCAGAGGACAGGAAUAGAUGCAUCAAUGAGUUAUGCACUCUCAUUCAAAGUUUACAGCAGUUGCUGUUUGCAUCAUCAACAACUGCACAACCCAUACUGACACCACGGCCAUUAAUGAAAGAACUCGAUGAAAUCGAGAAGAUUAAUGCAAAACUCUCUGCUGCGGUUGAAGAGGUGACACUUGAGCACUGCAAGAAGAAUGAGAUUGUGAAGCAUCAUUCACAAGAGGUUGCUCUUCAAAGGCGUGUUUUUGUCGACUUUUUUUGCAAUCCUGAGCGUUUGCGAAGCCAAGUUAGAGAACUGACUGCACGAGUGAGAGCACUGCAGGUUUCUUAACCUACGUAUACAUAUAGUUGAUGUAUCAGCAUCACAUUAUUUUCUAUAUGGUGAAGCAGUUACUGUCAGAGUAUCCCAAUUCCAAAAUGGCAUUCUGCUUCUUAUGGAUGUCAGGCUCUGUGGACACAUUGUUUUACUGUAUUCCCAACUUGUAGAGUCUUUGGCAUGUGUGUGCAUAUUUAUGCACUGAACACCAAAUGGAGAAGUCAUAUUGUUUUGUGCUCUCUCUCUAUGAAACCUAGUGUUUUUCAGAUUUUGAGAAAGGAUUUCGAUUAUUGAGAAAAUAAACAAUCUUUCUUCC
Messenger RNA from Tripterygium wilfordii, 2372 nucleotides. RefSeq names its product AUGMIN subunit 3-like. The coding region runs from base 218 to 2071 and encodes 617 amino acids. The transcript is spliced from 19 exons. The record is from RefSeq and is a predicted model, not a curated record. Lineage: Eukaryota; Viridiplantae; Streptophyta; Magnoliopsida; Celastrales; Celastraceae. Gene Ontology annotation, cellular component: centrosome; mitotic spindle; HAUS complex. Gene Ontology annotation, biological process: centrosome cycle; spindle assembly.